AUGGCACCUAGAAAGCCCUACACUCAACUCGUUGAUGGCGUACCCCGAGAUCCCAAUUACGACGCCGAGUUAUUCCGGUCGAGCAUGAAUUUCCGGGCUGAGAGCGGGGACUUGGUCCUGCACACCUACCCAAAGAGUGGUACACACCUGUUGCUGUACAUCACGCAGUGCAUUCUCAACAAAGGCGAAGAAGCACGCACCUACGAAGAAUUUGCAGGAAGCACGCGACUGCUAGGAGGCAUGGAUUUCGCCGACUGGCGACCACCCCUACCCCUGCGCCUUUUCUCGACUCACCUACCACCACAAAGGAGCACCAUAAAUGAGCAGGCGAAAUACGUCUACUUGGCUCGGAACCCAUGGGACGUUUGCGUUUCCCUAUUUCACAUGGUAACGGACUUUAGCACGUACCGCUUUCAAGACGGCACGUUCGAUGAGUUCUUUGACGAUUUUCUGGAAGGUGACGCUGCUGGUCACGGGUGCUACUUCAACCACGUGGCGUCCGGGCACGCCCUGAGGCACGAACCGAACGUCCUAUUUGUCACCUACGAGGAACUCCUCAGAGACACUCGGGCGGUUGUCAAGGCGCUGGCUCGGUUUCUUGGCGAAGAAUAUGCUGCAGAUUUACAAGCUAACGACUCCAUAUUGUGA
Messenger RNA from Rhipicephalus microplus (southern cattle tick), 648 nucleotides. RefSeq names its product sulfotransferase 2B1-like. Lineage: Eukaryota; Metazoa; Arthropoda; Arachnida; Ixodida; Ixodidae. The record is from RefSeq and is a predicted model, not a curated record.